UUUUAUUAUUGCUACUUAAUCAAAUCAAUUCAUAAUCAGUCGGUGUUGUAAACACCUUGCAGUUGAAAGCUUUUUCGAAUAUGAUAAAGUUAAUUAUUUGAUAUAAUGAAUAGGAUGUUAGUGUUUUUGAACCUUUUCGUUAUUUCAAUAUCUAUAGCGAGACAAAUAGACGACACUACAAUAACAAAUAUUGAAUAUGCAAAUUAUAAAAUUGACCAUCAAACUCUGCGGAUUCCUGAUGAAACUGAUGAUGUUUUCUCGGUUUUACUCAAAAAAGACGAUGUUAUAAGCACUAGUGAUUUGAAUAAAAUAUAUAGCUCUUUAGAAAACAUACUUGCUAAAACACGAUAUUUAAAAGAUGAAACAGAUAAUGAAGGAUUAGAAAAAGCAGAUUCAAAACAAGAGAGUCGUGCUGCUAAUCCAGAGUUAAUCAAUAAAAAAUAUGUUGAAUCUGAAGAAAGAAGUGAGACUUCAAAAGCAGCAGAAAUUGAAACUAGAGAUGAGAAGAAAGUAGAAAGUAAACCAUCACGAAGAAGUAGUGCCACAGCUAAAAUACAUGAUGAAUCUAAAAUGACUGAGCACGAAACAAAAAGUGAUGCUGCUGCUAAAACAGUAGGAGAAUCUAAAUCUGCUACAAAAGAGGAAAGUAAAAAAGGAGAAAGUAGAAGUGCUACUGCUAAAGCAGUUGGUGAAUCGAAAGAUGCUAUGAAAGAAACUGAAACAGUAGAAAUAACUAGUGAGUUAAAUGACUUGGAAAAAACUACGACACCAUUUAGAAGGGCAAUCAAAGAUGCAGAUUAUUUACAAAAUGAGGAAGACGAAAUUAAAGACGAAAUUGCCUCUGAUGAAGAUUCUGAUAGGAAAGGUCAUAACCUUUCUUAUCAGAUUCCUAAGCCUAUAAAUGAUGAAUCAAAUUCGUCUUGGGAUUUGUUUGACGACGUACCUGUUACAGGAAGUAUGAAGUUGCAGCCUAGCAAUAUAAAUAUUGAGAUCAAAGGAAAAGCUGGGGAUGAAAUUGUUGAACCCGUAGAAGCAAGAAAUGUUCCUGAAACAAAGAUAACAGCAAGAAAUCAUAUUUCACAUGGUAAUGUGUGUUAUCCUCCAACAACUCCGUUAACACCGCCUCCCCAGUUCCGGAGCACAAUUUCAGUUCCACACGCCCAUCCAGCCACAUUACCCCAACGUCGUUUGAUCGUUCCAGGAUUUGUAAAAAAUCGUCCUCCUGAUACAACUGAUUUCAGAAGAGUACUAACUCAAGAGGGAAAUACUGACAUUAAUAGAAAUAUAGAAGACAAACCAAUAGUUAACUCUGAAAGUGACGAUGUGAAUCCAAAUGUCGUCUUAGAUCCUAAUGAGAUAUCUGAAAUACCGCUAGACUCCAGAGACCUCGUAAAAGAUUAUAAUUUUGAAGACCUUUCUAAUAAGGCUGAAACACCACAUGCAGUAAAUGCUAAUCCUGUAAUUGCCAAAUUGAUAGAAGCCUCUGAACAUCCACAAAGAAUUUUUAUUCCCAAUUUAAAUGGAGACAAUGUGCAAAAACUACCAAGCGGUUUUUACAGUAAUAACAUGAAUCCUUACAAAAAUAAUUAUUAUAAUCCAAAUAUUGGGCAUAUGCAAAACUAUCCAAGGAUACCUUACUUAAGGCCAAUAAUUAACUAUGCUGUACCACAAAAUUACGGUGCCUUUAAAUACGUACCUGGAUUUGGAUAGCCAAGAUAUCUAUUUUAAUUUUAACAUACUAUUUUUUAAGUGAUAUGUAAAAAUACCACAUAAAUAAAUAACAAGUGUAAAUU
Maniola jurtina (meadow brown) is the source of this 1793-nucleotide messenger RNA. RefSeq lists its product as uncharacterized. Bases 106 to 1710 code for a protein of 534 amino acids. The transcript is spliced from 3 exons. The record is from RefSeq and is a predicted model, not a curated record. NCBI's taxonomy places the organism in Eukaryota, Metazoa, Arthropoda, Insecta, Lepidoptera, Nymphalidae.